Letharia columbiana is the source of this 2040-nucleotide messenger RNA. RefSeq lists its product as uncharacterized. NCBI's taxonomy places the organism in Eukaryota, Fungi, Ascomycota, Lecanoromycetes, Lecanorales, Parmeliaceae. The transcript has 3 exons. The record is from RefSeq and is a predicted model, not a curated record. Bases 1 to 2040 code for a protein of 679 amino acids.
AUGGUCUCGAUCCCUUCAUUUUACCGCGAGACAGAGCCGACAAACUCUACGACUACAAGUCGAUACCUGGCAGCAGACUUCCCCAGACUCACCAAUAGAAGGAUCUCAUCUCCGCCUUUUACCCCAGACUUUGCGCAUGAGCCUCUUCCUGCAGAAUGCACCAACGACGGCCGGACCGCUAUCAUUGCCGACAAGCGCGCCAUAUCUUCGCAAGCUGCUUCACAUUCACUGUGCAAAGCGCAAGGGUCUCAACAUUUCCGUGACAUAAGAAAAAGCUCGUGUUCUUCAGUCAAGGAAGAAGAGGGGGGCAUAGCACAGUCCUUCUUUGAGUCCGUCAAUGCUUCCGUGCCUACAUCUCCAGACGCCGUGCAUAAUGUCGGCAACCGUACCGGGGCCGGCACCUGCGACUGCUGCUGCCGGUGCGGCAGGAGCCCUAAAUGGCAGCCCGUAGGACCUGGGCGCAAGCGUAGGAGCAAGAGCUAUACCGCCUUGAGGACCGGCAUUUCUGAGUUGUCGGGCUGGGACUUGGAGCUCCCAAGGCCUCAGGAGCCCACGGAGAUCGAGGUUGAGAAAUCGUACGCUCCUGGUGAGGCGCCAAUUGAGAGGCUGCCUGUGGAAGUGCUCGAUGAAAUCAUCGCACAGCUUGCCCUCGACAUCCCACCAGCUGGCUAUGGUCCACGCAACGUCGAUCUGGUCGCGUGUCUGUUGACCUCGAAAACUGUCCAUGUUGCUACUAUCAACACACUUUACAGCCAAAUCACUCUUCCCCACUCCUCGAUCUUCGCCAAAUUCCUGCACCAUAUCUCCGAGUACCCUGGCCUAGGAACGAUCGUGAGACGGCUGGACCUCUCACACACUACUUCGGUCGGACUUGGCCGCAGCCGGCAGACGAAUGCUGAAGUGCAAAACCUCACCGCGAAGACACUUUUUAAAUGCCUCGAGUUGAUUCCAGCAGUCCAAGAGGUUCUGUUGCAAGAAAAUUUGGACGAUGACAUCGAUGAGAAUGUGCUCCGGAAGCUAUUCUUCGGCCUGCCCAAGCUCCGUGCUAUUGACUUCUGCGCUUCAGCGUCCUCAUCAUUCGUGGAUGCCUUUACGUCCACCUUGACUACCCUAAUCGACUCCCCGUCUACGAUGCUCAACAUCCGCCGCCUGGGCAUUCACGAAUGUUUCACUCUCCCAAGCUCAGCUUUUGAAACCCUCCUCCCACACCUACCGCAACUCACCCACCUGGACGCCUCCCACACUCGUAUCACGGACGAAGCUUUGAUGUCACUGCCAGCAUCCGCAACAUUAUCACACCUGAAUCUUGGUCGCUGCAUCUAUAUCACCGGAGAAGGCGUUGUGGACUUUCUCACUACUCAUCCUGCAGUCAGAAGCCUUGUCUAUCUCAACCUCUCCUGCGACAUCUCUCGCUACCGUCUACUUUCGGAUGCGGACGUUGACCGUCUUCUUCCCUCCCUGCCUUCCAGCCUGCGCUCUUUAAACUUGAAUGGCGCCCAGAUCUAUCCACGGCACAUUCCUCAGCUCAUGCCUCUCACCAAACACGUCGAAGAGCUGGGCCUUGCCUGUGCCAAUAUCUCUCUUGCUGACGUCAACAUGCUAUUCCGCCAGCCCGGUCCCUCUCCCACCGGGUCUCGUGGACAGCAGCAGCCUUGGGUGCGUCCAGCGCUACAUUAUCUCGAUCUAACCGCCAUCCCCGCUGUCUCGCAAUCAACACUCUUCAACACCCCAGCUCCAACCAACAUCCUCCUUACGCCCGCGGCGCUCCCCCUCGAAGUCAUCGAACUGGGCGACAAAGCCAUCUCCUCGCUUCGGGAGUGCAAGAACACCAACAAGCGGCUGGGCUGGGUCGUCAAGGAGCUGGGAAGGCGGGGUUGGUACGUCAGGGAGCCAAUAGCGAAUGCGGGUGUUAACGGGGCCGGGGCGACCACUGGGAGGAGAGGCUGGAAGAUGGGAGCGAUGUGGUGGGGAAUGAGGAAGGUGCCUGUCGCGUGGGGCGAGGUUGGGGGUUUGUACGGGCAUUACAUGUUCAAAAAAUGA